UUUAGGUCUGUUAUAUUUGUCACGACUCUUUUGGUAUCUUUUAAGCUACUCAAAAUAUACUGAAUCAGCAAGUAGUGCUUUGCAGUCCCAUAGUGAAGAUUAUGAUUACCGUCUGAUGUCGGAUUUAUAUAACUACAUCGACUAUGUAAAUUCAGAUGCCAAGGACCCCAAGAAGGAGAAUGAGAUCAAACAACUCAACAAAUGCCCGGAUCUCUCGCCACUUCUCGUGGGACAAUUUGUAGUUGAGUUCUCUACGCCUGUUAGUUUGGAGGCCGUGAGGGAAGAGAACCCAAAUCUGCAGGUCGGAGGUCGCUACAAGCCAGACAACUGCAUCGCCCUUCAGAAGGUUGCUGUCAUCAUCCCCUUCCAUAAUCGUGAGGAACACCUCCAGUUUUGGCUCCACUACCUCCAUCCUUUCCUACAGCGCCAACAGCUGGACUAUGGUGUCUAUGUUAUUAAUCAGGACGGGGAAAGCAUGUUCAACAGGGCCAAGCUGAUGAACAUCGGCUACACCGAGGCCCUCAAAGAGUACGACUACGACUGCUUUGUGUUCAGUGACGUGGACCUCAUCCCCAUGGACGACCGGAACACCUACCGAUGCUUCAGCCAGCCCAGACACCUUUCUGUGUCCAUGGACAAGUUUGCCUUCAAGUUGCCUUAUAGUCAGUACUUUGGUGGUGUCUGUUCACUGAGUAAGGAGCAGAUCCUGAAAAUAAACGGGUUUCCCAACACCUACUGGGGCUGGGGUGGUGAAGAUGAUGACAUUUUCAAGAGGUUGAAUAACAGGGGAAUGUCAAGCUCCCGGCCAAAUGGCGUGAUUGGAAAGUUCCGGAUGAUCCCUCACAUCAGAGACAGAAAUAACAAUGAAAAUGAUCAGAGGUUCAAGAGAAUGGCUCACACAAUUAAGAUCAUGGACAAAGACGGCCUCAACUCUCUCAAAUACAAAGUUGUCGCAGUGGAAAAGCAUGUCCUGUUCACAAAGAUCACAGUAGAUCUGGGGAAACCAUUCAAGAACAGCCAACGGAAAAACAACUAAAUAUAUCAUUAUCUAUUUUAUGCAUUAUCAAACUUGUAUAUUAAUGCCCCAUACCGUUUGGAACCCUUAAAAGCCUGGAGGAAGUCUGGGAAACCUGUCAACCAUUCAUAUGUCUAAACAAUAUCAAAAUAACGUUUUCCCACUUCCAGACAUUCAUUGUGAAAACAGAGCACAGAAGGGUGUCAACUAAUGGACUCCCAACCUUAACUUGAUGUGCUUCUGUGCUGGACCACACAUUUUUUUGAUUCCAAGUCAGUCUAAUUUCUUCUCCAAUCUAGAUUUUAAUGUUGGUGUUGUUACCCUUGCAAGAGGGAGAGUGCACAAAGUGAAAAAAAAAAUAUAAAAAAAAGAAUAUUCCACCUAUCUUUAUUUUAUGUUUAUUGGUGCAAAGCAGCAUCAAAAAAAUCUCCUUGUGUUCUGACACACAACGUGGCGCACAUCGCCCUCUUGUGGCAUUGUCUGCUGACACAAACGGACUACUGGUGCACUAAGUUUGAUGAUCCUGUCAUAAAAUGCAAAGAAUCUCACCUACCCACUGGAAUAAUAAAAAAAAAGUGAGAAAAGUUAAUAACCCAAAGAAGUUGGGCAUUGCGCAUAGUUGACCUGUCUGUCUGUCGCUGGACAUGAUGUUGAUGUCAACUAUCUGCAUAUAUGAGAGGUGAAAGAGCAUGGAGUGGAACUAGGACGUUAAACUUAGCCGGAACGAGGUGUGGCAAGAAUGGAACCGCAACUCACUGUUCAUAAAACUCCCUGCUGUUGCCAUCAAACCCCUGCAACUUAUCCAGAAUGCCGCAGCCCCUCUGGUGUUUCAAUCAAUCAAUCAAUCAAUCAGGUGUUUAACCUUCUCACAUCAGCCCACUUUUAGUUGAAGCUUUCAUCCCAUUCAAGAGCAGCAAAGUGCCUCCUUUGCUGCUCUACUCUGCACUGGCUGAACAGGACGGGCCUGGCCCAAGGACUGUAAUCCUCUCUAGUAC
Esox lucius (northern pike) is the source of this 2010-nucleotide messenger RNA. Its product is annotated as beta-1,4-galactosyltransferase 1-like. The coding region runs from base 116 to 1036 and encodes 306 amino acids. The transcript has 7 exons. Gene Ontology annotation, molecular function: cytoskeletal protein binding; beta-N-acetylglucosaminylglycopeptide beta-1,4-galactosyltransferase activity. Gene Ontology annotation, biological process: carbohydrate metabolic process; protein N-linked glycosylation. Lineage: Eukaryota; Metazoa; Chordata; Actinopteri; Esociformes; Esocidae. The record is from RefSeq and is a predicted model, not a curated record.